UCCAGUAAUGAGUAACAUCACGUUUCCCUCCCCAGGCAGUCACAGUGUGUGCUCUUUCUGCUGACACUAGACGGCAUCAAGACCAAACCAAGGAAGACACUCAGUGAAACACAACGGUUUGCAAUGGUGCUAUAUCCGCUGGGCCUCUGGGUCUGUGCCGUCAUGCUGCAUGCCCUUGGGAGAGCAGAGAAAGUAACUCAAACGACUGAGCCAAGUUUCUCUGGGAGCACAGAAGGGUUGAAUACUGGGACAGUUACUAUAGGGCCGGACGAGACCCAAAGCCCUGAUACACACAGACACCAGAGCCUAGAACCAGACCAGAACCAAGAACGGCCUCCCUUGGACCUCUGUAAGGAUGAUGAGCUAUUUAACGGAGAGAUGCACCAGAAAAUGUACCAGAGGGAUCCUCAUGGUGUUAUGCAGCUGGUUAAGAGCGAGGACUACGAAGAGACUGACAUUGUCACCAGCAUUGACCCCUUCAAACUAUCAUACAGUGGACUGGCCUGCUGUCUUAUCUACCCAACCAAUCAACUCAACUGCUCCUGGAAAUUCCAUGGUCUCCCUAAUGACAGCCAAUACUCUUCCUAUGUCUCUGCGUGUAGGAAAACUGAGAGGAUCUCCAGUGUGGACUGUGUCUCUGAGGUGAUGGGAGGCCAGGGAGCCCAGGGAUGGACUGGUAACGCUGGCGGUGUGGUUCGGGACGUGUCUGCUGGCUGCCAAGGCAGUGUGGAUGACAGCGUCACCUCUUUGAUCCUGACUUUCAACGUGUCACUCCCUGACGUGUGGUGCAUCUACAUCCUUAAAAACGACACCAGAGAUAUUGAAGUACUGCGCCCACCCCCCAACAUCACUGCCUGGGUCAGAGAGGAGGGUCUGCUGGUGCAGUGGGAUCUCCCGUCCAGCCGGUCUAAGACCACCACCACCAGCUGCUUCCACUACCAGCUACAGAUCAAUGACCUGCUGAGGAGCUUUAAGGCGGGACUGACAUACACUGAGACCAACCUGGACCGCACACAAUCAUACGAUGUGAAGAUGAGGGUGAGGAAGAGUCUUAACUGCAGAGGAUCUCAACACUGGAGCAGCUGGAGCAACACCAUCACGGUGGCCCUGUCUGAAUCACCCAAUCAGCUGAACUCUCUGGUGGUCGUUGGUGUCACUCUGGGGAUACCCAUGAUCCUCCUUGCUCUGCUGCUGCUGAUCCGACUCCAGAGUGUGUGUUUUCAGGGAACGUCUGUUUCCCCCCAUCCCUGGUCCCCCACUGAAGAUGAAACACCUCUUGGAGAGAGACGACCUAUUUCAGUUUGUCCCUCAGGCCCUGCCGUCCAAAUGUGUUGAGGAGAUCACAGUGGUGGAGGAAGCUGAGGAAACACCUGUCAAUAUGGCCAGUUAGACAAGAUGGCCGGUUUAAAGUAGUCUCGUAAAUACCAGACAAGCUCGCGGGAUCAGGCAGCUUUGCAAGGCUAUGUUUAAAGCCCUAUCAUCCUUAACCGCUAGGCUCGUGGGCCGAUCUGUGAGAAGGAUCCCCUUAGCCUAUCAGAGGUCAAGAUGCAGUCAUUACCAUUUGUUAAUACCUAUCCAAUCCUUUCAGAUCUACAAGAAGUAGGACGAGGAGAGAGUGUGCUUGUAGGGCCAGCAGUUUCCUUGGUCUGGUCUGUUGGAUUCUAGCUUGAACACUUAUUCAUGUUACCAUAUUAUAAUUUAUUGAUUACUUUACAUGUAUAAUGAAUGUAUAUGUUGGGGUCAAUGGAGGGUGGAUAAGAACUAGGUGUAUGGAAAGUUAAUCAGUGGAUCCUAUGGUGUGAGGCAAAGGGAAACAGUCUAGUUUCAGUCACUGAUAAGGAAGGACAGCCGUGGAUUAGGGAGGAGUGAGGAAUUCGGCCCGAGGUCAGGUCAGAUGAAGUUAGGAGGAACAGUCCUGUCACACACAUAUACUUGCAUGCCCACAAAGGUUCUAGUAGGAGGCGGGGCCAUGACUACACCAGUGAGAGGAACCAAUUAAGUUCCUAACUAGCAACAGAGAUGUGUUGGCUGUCUAGAUGUGCAAGGAGGUGACUCCUAGUAGGAGGGUAUAAAUAUAAGUGCUUGUGGAAACAUGUUUUAGUCUUUGCAGCUGUUUGACCCAGUGGGGGAAUACACUUGGUUUGAGCUUUUCCUAGUCAUCUGUUUGAGUUUCUACUCUAUUUGUUUAGGUUAAUAGUCCGGAAGAAUUAUUGACCUUGAUGGUGUACUCCAAACCAUACUUCCUUCAGAUUUAAAUAUAGUCAAAAGUACUGUCAGACUGAUUUGUAAUACUGUCAUAGCCCAAAUGAAAAAAGUAAACAUUGGCCGUUGAUUACAUCACUUUUUUGUGACAUGGUGGGGUCUCCAUUAUUUUUCUCAUAAUAUCUUAAAGGGGUCACGGUCCAAAAAAGUUUGGGAACCCCUGGUGUAACUGAAAGCUACUCCAAAGUAGAAGCUAAGCAUAUGACAUUGACAUGCAUUGUCCUUAUGUGCUUAGCUUCUACUGUGGAGUAGCGUCAUCCACAAGAGGCUCUGCGGCCCUCUAGCUGUCUGCUCCCCCAAUGGCUGUAGUAAUAAGCACAUGGCAAAUUAUUUGGACGUUACCAAAAAGUUGGACUUGCAGCCAGCUCUAGGAUGAGUCUUAGUGGUUCCAAACUUCUUUCAUUUAAGAAUAAUGGAGGCCACUGUGUUU
Molecule: messenger RNA, 2692 nt
Organism: Coregonus clupeaformis (lake whitefish)
Lineage: Eukaryota; Metazoa; Chordata; Actinopteri; Salmoniformes; Salmonidae
Exons: 10
Coding region: 124-1335 (403 amino acids)
Molecular function (GO): protein binding
Source: RefSeq, a predicted model, not a curated record